UUUGGGUUCAUCACAGUUCUGGCUUUAAAAGAACUUCAAAGUUCGAGAAUUUAGAGAAGUCUGUAUAGGUGCUGAUUCUCAGUUACUGAUAUGCUCCUUAAAUGAUUGAAAGGAAUGCCCUUGGUCGUGUCACUGGCUGUUUUUGAAUUCAGUAAUGUUAUUAAGGAGCCUAAACUUGGUGAAGUUUUUGUAUAUAACACAACAGCCCAUGCGGUAUACCAAAUAGCUAAAACUCAUUCUUCUUCUUCUUUUUUUGUUAGUUGUAAUUAUCUUUAUGGGAUACCCAUGGUUGAGGACCGUAUUUCUAUCUCUUUUUGCUAAUAUAGUUUUUUAUUUCUCAAAAAACAAAAGAAUUCACUUACAACUAUGUUAGAAAGUUCAAAGGAGGUGGUUACAAUUACCAAAGAGAGGUUUCAGCAAGGUCAAGAACUUGGGGGAGAUUUCAGCAAUUUACCAUUUUUUAUUUUUAUUUUUGACAACGAAUCAUCUAUUGAAUGUCAAGUAAAUAAUACUAAAUACUGCACUCGCUGCAUUACUCUAAUCAUCUAACCACCGUUGGCAAAUCAAUCCCGCUUAUCUUCACUGGAUGAAAGACUGAUUUAUUGCCGCGGGAUUUUCGGUCCGGCCAACGGCUCUGAACUGAACUACAACUGUGAGAAAAUAGAGGGAAGGUUUAUGAGUUAAAAAAGCCAACGUCUCUUCCUCUCGUAACUCUAUGUUCAAGUAGAUCUGUAGCUAUGGUAUUAUACUUCGGGUGAUGGCGCUCCAAUUAAAGACAAGUUGCACAGUUCUAGCCACAACUUCCCAGAAAUCAGCGUUCUUGUUUUCUAUUUUCUAUCCUCGCUGAUUGCUGUUUUGUAAGUGAGUUCCCAAAACGUUGCAUCGUAUAUCCAUUGCUUUUUGUCAGAAAUCUCUCUCCAUCUCUCGUUCUCUGGUUUCAUGGAGUUCUAAAAUGGGUAAAGUUAAAAUGUGUGGUUUAUGCUUUAACUUCCUGAAACUAAUUCCUUUGUUUUUGCGUGGUUAGUUUAUUCUUCUUCGCUCGUAUUGUUUUCUAAGUGGAUUUUUAAGGCGAAGGGUAGGCACGGACUAUGGUGGGGGCUGACGUGCUGUGGGCCUUUCUGGUUGUUCGUCUCUCCCCGCCCGUUUGCUUCAAAUGGGUGACUGGUUCCAGAAAAGAAUGAUUUGAGGAAGAGUCGAAGAGAAUACCAAUAGGUUGAAUCCAAAUGGCUUCUUCUCAAAUCGAAAUUGCUUCGCCUUUUGACUGUCUUCUGAGGAAUCACAACCAGAAAUGCUGGGAAAAAGAAAGAGAAGGCAACUCCAUAUUUCGGGCAUCUUUUCACAAGAACCUCAAAGAGAAGUUGAGAGAAGUCCACCCCUGUGUUUCCCUCCCUAGCCCAACAAAUUCUAAUGCUGCUUCCAGUAAGAAAUCUCAAUAUCUCAUUGACAAUUGCGAGUGUUGGGUGGGGGGAAAUAAGAGGAAUAGUCACAAGUUUGCACAGAACAGAAAUGAGGAUGUCAGUGUAGAAUCUUCAGACGUUCGACGCAGGCGCUCACGGAUACUUGAUCGGUGGGCUUCUAUUCAGGCCCGGGAUGUGAUUACCACAAUCGAGAGACAGAACCGGGAUGCUGAACUCUUGGCUCUCUCCAAGUCACAACCUGUGUCAACAAGGCAGUCAGCGUUUCUAAGAGGGGCUUCACCAACUCCAACAGAAAGUUCGGUUGAUAUCCCAAAACUGCAGGCUUCUUCCCUUGUUCGGAUGUGGAAGCAAUAUGAAGCAGAAGCAAUGCUGUCGAGAAGCCCGUCUGGCAGCUUGUGCAGUUCUGUUAGCAUUUCUAUUGAAAAUGCUUCAUUUCCAGAACCCUCAUCUGACUCUGAAGCUUGUGACUCUGAUGAUGAAAGAUGCGAGAUGUUGGCGGUUGCUGAAGAUUCUUCUGCAGAUUCAGAGUAUGAUCAGACAACUCCAAGCGAGAAAUACUCAUUUUCGCAGGACCAGAUUUCAGAAGUAAAUGAAAGCAAGAGGGCAAGAGUUGCAGAAAUCAUAAGAAGUCCAAGCUCUGGAUGUCAAAUCCAGAGUCCAGUGACUUCUUGGAGUGAUGAAAAUGAUCGGGAGCAGUUUCCCUCCAUGGAAAGUCCACAGCAUACCCACUCCACAUCAAGAAGAGAAUGGAGGAAUCUCCCAUGCGUUAGAAGUCUUUGCAUUGGAGAGGGGAAAGCAACAAUCGAUUUACUCAUGCAAAUGGAGCGUGAGAGGCAAAGAGAGCUAACUACACUGGUAGAGCGUCGCGCGGUAUCAAGGUUCCCACACCGAGACCUCAUUCAGUCAUUGAUAAAGCUCAGGUUCCUACAUGAAGUUGCUGCUCAAGAUCAAAAUCCCCCACCUUCAACAGCAUCUCAACUGGACCAACUGGAGAAUGGAAGAACCAUAAGAAGAAGUGUAAAAAAUGUCCUUGCUAGCGACUUCCAACUUGCAAUGGACCAAGUUAUCCUCUCUUACCCACAAAUAAAAAUGCAAGAACAAAACACAGAGGAUGAAGAAAUGAACACUACCCCGGAUCAAUAUCAUGAAGUGAGCUAUGAUUCUAAUUAUGCUGCAUACCCGAUGCUGCACCUACCAUUGAGAUCGAAAAACUGGUUUCAAGGUCAUGAAGAAAGCUGUGAUUCUAAUGAAAUUGAAUCUACAUCAUUGCAACUGCCGCUGCCAUCUUACUUCCAAGAGAGCUCAGAAAGCUCAUCAUCCAUAUAUCAUCAUUUUCUGAAUAUGGAAAUCAUAAAUGACUUGAGAGGGCACAUAAAACAGAGCACGGAAGAAGAUGAAGAAGAAAACCCUUCCGAGCAUCAAUAUCAUGGAGUGAGCUAUGAUUUUGAUCAACUGCCUCUACCUUCUGAAUUGAGAUCUAGAAACUGGUUUCAAGAUCAUGAUGAAGAAAGUGUUGAUUCAUAUCGAGUUGCAUCUACAUCAUUGCAAUUCCCACUGCCAUCUACAUCUUACUACCAAGAGACCCAAGAAAGUUCACCGUCCUUUAGUCAUCAUUCUCUAGAGAUGGAAGUCAUAAAUGACUUGAGGGGGUACAUAGAGCAGCUCCAUGAAGAGAUGUCAGCGCUUCGAAAAGCUGUAGAGAGCUGCAUGAAUAUACAACUGAAGUUGAAGCACUCUAUUAAGCAGGACAAUUCAGGCUUUUCAGCUGCUGUUUACCAUUCUCGUAAGUAAAGAAUAGAUAAAUCUAAUUGGCCAAACCAAAACUACAAAGUAUUUGAAUUUAAACUCGGUAUUUCAGUUUCAGAAUUGAUCAUGGGCAUCCAAAUAAUCAUCUAAUUACCCACCAUCAAUUUUAGAUUUUCGCCACAUGCUUGUACAUGGAAAAUAUUGGAUACCCUCUUAAACAUAGGUCUCAUCUAGAACCUUGAUAAUGCCAUGAAAUAGAUGAACUCGUUUCUUUUCAGUUGCCUUUUCCAGAGUAUGUUGUAGGAUUUGGUGAACUAAUUGUAAUAUUUGAAAACUGAUGCUUCCUGAUCACUGCUUCUAGACCAACUACCCCUGUUAAAAAAUAGUAAACAGUAUGUCUAUGUUGCUUUCUUAUUUUUCCAUAUAAUUCUCUUUCAUUAAUUGGAUGAUCCCAAUAAAACUGUAUCUCAAGAAGGGGAAGCAAAGGAGCUGUCAAAUUGGGCACCAAUAAGAAAGGGCAGUUGCUGUAUAUGCUAUGAGAUGCAAGUUGACACACUUUUGUACAGAUGUGGCCAUAUGUGCACCUGUUUCAUGUGUGCGCAGGAGCUACAGUGGAAUAGAGGGAGAUGUCCCAUAUGUCGAGUUCCCAUUAUAGAUGUCGUCAGAGAAUUCUCAGACUCAUAGAGUACUAAUAUUGGUCUGGAAGACCUUCUCAUUUUUGACACAAUUUUGGAAGUCUAAUUGGAUAGCAGCUGGUUUAGCAUAUAAAUGCAUUUUGAGUAGCGGCUGUGCUUUUUGUUUUGUGUACAGUAAAAAAUCUAAUACAUGUAACAGGUUUCUCCUUUUAAAUGUUUAUAUGUUAUGUAUCUGAACAGGUUCUUCUUUUUAAAUGUUUAUAUGUUGUGUAUCUGUAGAUUA
Molecule: messenger RNA, 4082 nt
Organism: Nelumbo nucifera (sacred lotus)
Lineage: Eukaryota; Viridiplantae; Streptophyta; Magnoliopsida; Proteales; Nelumbonaceae
Source: RefSeq, a predicted model, not a curated record